UGGGCUCCUUUCCUUGUUGUGUGUGAUCGCAUUUCGCACCGAGAUUGAUUUCUCAAUCAAUCAAUCAGCGAAGGGCUGUUCCCGAGAGACCCAAAUCCAAAACUCUCUCGCUUGUGCCUCUGUGCCACCGCCUUGUUCAUCGCUUGGGAAUUUGACACAUACUUAGCGCGCGCGCCCCCCUUUGUUUUUGCUUCCCAUUCAUUCACUCGUAGCGCGGCGCACAUCGCUCAAUCAAUCUCUAAGAUAGCUUAGCUUAGCUCAGCUUAUCAGCGCACGAGGGAGAGUGUGAGAGAGCGAGAGGGACCCAUCGCGCACAGCGCCAAAGUUGGAAUUUUGAGAGCGCCCACUAGCCGCAUUUGGCAGGGGCUCCAUCAGAUCACUUUGCAGCGAGCGAAGCGAGUGAAUAUAGAGCAGAGGAGAGCUAUGGGUGUUGCGGAUGCUCCAAGUCCCGGAAACGUCCCAGUUCUGGGCGAUAUGAAGAACAGGAGCGCGGCCGAGAUGAAGAUCUCGGUGCUGGCGCUGCGAGCACUCACGCUGGUGCUGCUCGUCAUCGCGCUCGCCCUCAUGGUCUCCAACAAGCAAACACAAUCCAUUCCAAUCAAGCUCCCUGGCAUGGCUUCUACGAUUUUUCUCAAAAAGACGGCUACAUUCUCGCAGAUCACAGGAGUCCAGUAUUAUGUUGGAGCUCUCUCUGUGGCGGUCGCUUACAUGUUCUUCCAAAUGCUGGCGGGGCUUUUCACGAUUCUCACCACGGGAUCCAUUGUGGGUUCCAAAUCGAGAGCUUGGGUCACAUUCAUCUUAGAUCAGCUCAUUGCGUACUUGAUGGUGAGCGCGGCCACAGUAGUGGCGGAGGUGGGCUACAUCGCUCGCCGCGGCGAGACCAAAGUGGGAUGGAACCAGGUGUGCAGCGACUUCAAGCACUACUGCUUCAUCUACGGCUUCUCGCUCGUCAACGCCUUCCUGGCCACCAUCGCCUUCCUCCCCGUGGUAGCGGUGUCGGCGUUCCACCUCUUUAGAAUGUAUGGCGCCCAGUCAGCGCAGUCAAAGUGAGUCAUCGACAGUCAAAAGGACCCGUUCAUAGCAGGAAUGGCGAAAUGGCGAAUCUUCCUCUCUGUCCGCAAUGCACUCAUUCUAGCUUUACUUUCAGUUUGUCUCGGUUGAAUUACAAGGAAAUGUAUGAAAGGUGGCGGAUUUUGUUGUAUUUGCAUGGCUAUGGCGGAUUGUGGCUUUCGAUAUGGGGCGGAUCUUGUUCGCAGCAUGGCUGGCGUGUAGCUGGCUCGCAAUCGCAUGUUUGGCACCACCACCAUAACUGAAAAGCUUGCCACCAAGAAAUCAAUCAAUUUCUUCA
Selaginella moellendorffii is the source of this 1348-nucleotide messenger RNA. Its product is annotated as CASP-like protein 2U9. The record is from RefSeq and is a predicted model, not a curated record. Lineage: Eukaryota; Viridiplantae; Streptophyta; Lycopodiopsida; Selaginellales; Selaginellaceae. Bases 424 to 1050 code for a protein of 208 amino acids. The transcript has 3 exons.